AUGACACUUUCGCUGCGAGAAACAGCGCAAGACGGGAAUCGGAGUUGCGUCGUGGCCUUCAUGACUUUUGGACACAGCCUGGCCGACGAGACGGCCAUACAGUUCACGAUAACAGCAUUGCUGUUUGGAGGUGGACCGAUAGCCGCCACUGACAUAGCCACCAACUCGUCGACAACACAAAACAUCCGGCAAAGGGUCUUGAACGGCCCUGCUUGCUACUACUGUAGCAUCGUCCGGCGCCGAACAGCUCACCAGACUUUUGUAGCUCGAGCCGGCUGUACGACUCACCUUACGGCUGAUCAGAUUCAUCAACAAUAA
Molecule: messenger RNA, 318 nt
Organism: Pseudozyma hubeiensis SY62
Lineage: Eukaryota; Fungi; Basidiomycota; Ustilaginomycetes; Ustilaginales; Ustilaginaceae
Exons: 1
Coding region: 1-318 (105 amino acids)
Source: RefSeq, a predicted model, not a curated record